Liolophura sinensis is the source of this 1002-nucleotide messenger RNA. RefSeq names its product glutamate receptor 2-like. Gene Ontology annotation, cellular component: membrane. The record is from RefSeq and is a predicted model, not a curated record. The coding region runs from base 1 to 1002 and encodes 333 amino acids. Gene Ontology annotation, molecular function: signaling receptor activity; ligand-gated monoatomic ion channel activity. NCBI's taxonomy places the organism in Eukaryota, Metazoa, Mollusca, Polyplacophora, Chitonida, Chitonidae. The transcript has 4 exons. Gene Ontology annotation, biological process: monoatomic ion transport.
AUGGCUGUCGCUCUUUUCACAAUCACCUCGCUAAGAGAGGAGGUAAUCGAUUUCACCAUUCCUUUCAGAGAGGGAAGCACAGGUAUUCUCACCCUCUCUCCGGGCUAUCAGACCAACAAAAGUCUGUUCCAGAUUCUAAAGCCCUACUCCGUACCCGUGUGGAUCUGUGUCCUUGGCUCCGUGUUUGUCGUCGGUGUCGCCUCCUUCCUACUUAACAGAUUUACGCCAUUCCAGAGGAAACAGGAAACUCAUCCUUCUGGGGCAAGGUACGAGUCUAGCCUCGAGGACAAUAUGUGGAUGGUGUACAGCUCAGUCACCGAGCAAGGUAUCCUACACAGUCCAGAAGCCGUUUCCGGCCGCUGUCUGAUUGGAUUUUGGUGGCUGUUCACCAUCCUGUUGGUGGCCACCUACACCGCCAACCUGGCCGCUUUCCUCACAGUAUCUCUACCAGCACCGCCCAUUAACACGCUGGGGGAGCUUCUGGCUCAGGAGGAAAUACAACCUUUAGUGAGGACUGGAACAAGCUUUGAUGAUGUCUUCAAGGAAUCCUCGUCAAAGUUAUACCAGGAAAUGUGGAGACGACUAAAGCUCUCCCCUCAACUGUCGACAACCUCUGAGCUUAUUGAGCUGGUUGAGACGGGGAAAUACGCUCUUUUGGGAGACAAACCCGUGUAUGAUUACAUAGCGACCAAUAGCUGCAAUCAGUUUUCUGUGGCUACCGAAAGUUUUGAUUCUGUAGGGUACGGGAUUGUCCUUCCACAGGGAGCAGCCUACUUACGGACCGUCAAUCAUCUAAUACAGAAGAUGCACGAGUCGGGAUUACUACAAAGGUGGAGAAAAAAGUGGGGGAGUCCACCCAAACAGUGUCGUGUCCCUUCUCCUGACUCCGCUAAUAACCUGGAACUGGACAGUGUGGGUGGAUUGUUCUUCGCUUACGUUGGUAUCAUCGCCUUGGCCUGCCUAUCUGUCAUCGUAGAGAUCACAGCAACGAGUCAUCGCUAA